Drosophila bipectinata is the source of this 2063-nucleotide messenger RNA. Its product is annotated as adventurous-gliding motility protein Z. Gene Ontology annotation, cellular component: plasma membrane. The record is from RefSeq and is a predicted model, not a curated record. Lineage: Eukaryota; Metazoa; Arthropoda; Insecta; Diptera; Drosophilidae.
CCAGCAUCACUCCGAGUUCUCUGCUCGAGCAGUGAAGACGUCAACUUAACUUGCUCCGAUUUCAAGAAAAAAAAUAAGUUUUUAAAGUGUCGUCUAGUGUUUGACAGACUUUUUACGACUGGAAAUAAAAACUAUUCCUAGCCAAAACUCUACAAAGAUCGAAUCGGAUCAGAACUACUGCACCAUGGCCGGAGGAAGUCGGACACUCCAAUUAGUAUUCCUGGCUCUAAUUGCCAUCGCUCAAUGGCAGACAAUUGCGGCGGGGCCAGUCUCAAACGAGGAGCUGCAUGGCACCAUCAAGUCCCUGAUCUAUUCCUACAACCAGCUGGACAAUAAGCUCGAGAGGCACGAGCACCGUGAAAGGGCUCUGGGAGAGCUCUUGAAGAAGGCGCUGCAGUCCCUGCAGAAGGGCCAGAAGAGCUUGGAGCCCAUCAAUGGAAUCUUUACUCGUUUGGACGACAGAGUCAGCCAGAUAGAAACCAUGCUGAUAACGCAAGAGGAGAAGUACAACCUUCAGUCCGAGCGCUUCAAUCAGGCCACAGAGCACAUGUUCAAGUGGAUGAGGGAGAACGACGAGUGCUUCAAGCGUCCACCGGUUAGCGAAAAGUCGGCACCUGCUCCUGCUGCCCCUGCCAUUCCUGAGGGAUUCCUGCUAGAGCAACAGCGAGUGAACAAGCAGCUCCUGGACGACAUCCAGAAGCUGACAGCUAGCGUGACGGCCUUGAAGGAGAGCAGCCAGAAGGCGGCGGACCAGACCCAGAAAGACAUCCAGAGCCUACCCAAGGGCAAGGAGCUGAUCGGUCAAAUCGAGGCCAAGCUGCAGCAGCACUCCCCCAGCGUGACCACCGUCGCUCCGCCCAAGAACAAUGAGUUCGAGGUGCAGAUCCUAGACCGUCUUACCUCCCUGGGCGGACAAGUUACCCAGUUAAGCGAGAACGUCCAGCGUCCUGCUCCUCCAGUUGGGCUCGACGAAAAAGAUCGCGCCUAUAUCCAGGAACUGAAUAACGAAACCCUUAAUGCUUUGGCCCAGCUCAAGAGCGAGUCCUCGGCGGUACAGAAAUCUGCAUUGACUGAGACCUCGGAACGACUGCAGCAAACGGAGGCCAAUAUUCAGGCGGAUGUCCGCCAGCUCUCUGCGGAUGUGGGCGUCCUCAACAAGUACUUUGCCUCGGCCAACGAGAGCACCGCCAAGCUGCACCAAGGCCUGGAAGCUCUGGACAAAUUCAAUAACAUAACGAUGACCAAUUCGGAGGUGGUGUUGGAGACCCAGCGCAAGGUGGAGUUCGGAACAUUGAGCAUGGUGCAACGGGUGGGCAUAUUGCUGGGCGAGCAGGUGGCCCAACUGGUGGCACUGAUUAAGGAGCGUUUCUCGGCUCUGGAUACAUCCGUGGUGAAGAUUCAGCAGGAGGGUAGCAAGAACAUAACAGGGCUGCUGGAUACGGAAUUGGGUCAGGUGUGGCAUCGCAUCGAGAUCAUGGCCAAUGAGAUCAGCCAGAACCGGGAAAUUCUGGGUGUGAUCCAAGCCGGAUCUGAUGGCUAUAUCAACAGUACUCUGGCCACAAUGAUGGGACUGGGCAGCAAGGUGGAGGAUACUAAAAAGCAUAUGAUCGACAUGGACGACAACCUGAACUUCUUGCUGGGCAAACUGUCCCUCAUGUCCGGCGAGUUUGCGAAGAUCAAGAUCGGUCUGGCCGAUUCGCUUGAGAAUCUUCGCAACUCGUUCCACGACCUUCACGAGCGGAUGCCGACGGGUCCGGGACCCCACAACAUCGACAAAAAUAAGUACGAGACCGACGUGAAUCUGCUCUCCAAGCGCCACGCCGAAACAGAUUAGACGGGAGCCUAGGAUGGCCCAGAAAAUAAGAAAUUACAAUACUCCUAAUCCUAGAGCAUAAGUUCUCCCACUUACAUACCUUUAAUCCCUAGCUGGCGUUCAAAGUAGUAGCACUAGUUACUUUUAACUUGGAAAUACCAGAGUGCUAUAACUCUAAACGCAUUUCUGCAAUAUUUAUACAAUAUGAUCUUGAAACCCUACCUUGAAUACAUCUAUUUUAUGAACAAUA